Messenger RNA from Fonsecaea monophora, 1455 nucleotides. RefSeq names its product guanine deaminase. Gene Ontology annotation, molecular function: guanine deaminase activity; zinc ion binding. Gene Ontology annotation, cellular component: cytosol. Lineage: Eukaryota; Fungi; Ascomycota; Eurotiomycetes; Chaetothyriales; Herpotrichiellaceae. The transcript has a single exon. Gene Ontology annotation, biological process: guanine metabolic process. The record is from RefSeq and is a predicted model, not a curated record. The coding region runs from base 1 to 1455 and encodes 484 amino acids.
AUGGAAGGCCCCUUUGCGUACUACGGUACCCUGAUACACUCCCGGACCACGUCAGAUAUCGAGAUCCUCACCGACACGCUGAUCAUAGUCGAUGACACCGGCAAGAUAAGUCACAUCUAUCCACAGUUCGAGCCUGAAAACGGACGAAGUCUAGAGGAUAGCAUUGGAUCAUUGCUCAACCGACCCGACACUCAACUACCCGUCGUUCGCUUAGAGUCACCCAGCCAAUUCCUCGUUCCGUCCUUCAUCGACACCCAUGUCCACGCACCUCAAUUCUCCAUGCGCGGUCUCGGCCAAGGCCUCCAUAUUCUGGAGUGGUUGGAUCAAAUCACCUUCCCACACGAAGCUAAGUUCCGCGACACCGACUACGCAAGGCAGGUUUACUCGAGAUGUGUCGAUCUGGGUCUCCGCCAGGGCGUGACCACGGCGUGCUACUUUGGCAGCCUGCACACGCCAGCGACCAAGAUCCUCGUGGAUGUGUGUCUCGAAAAGGGCCAGCGGGCGUUUGUGGGGAAGACGUGCAUGAAUAACCCUGACACCAACCCGGCGUAUUACCGGGAAGACACUGCGGACGCGGUGGCUGGAACUCAAGAGGUGAUUCGGCAUUGUCGAGCCGUCGAUGAGAGAGGCGACAUGGUCAGGCCCAUCCUGACGCCGCGGUUUGCAAUAAGUUGCACCUCAGAGUCUCUGACAGAGCUAGGAAAACUGGCCAAGGAGCACGAGCAUGCUUAUGGAGUCGGACAAGGCGUCCCGAACCAAACGCACUUUUGUGAAGCUCAACAAGAGAUCGACACCACGUUAAAUCAGUACAAGGGAUUUACCUGCGAAGCCGACUUGUACGCACACUAUGGGCUGUUUGACCACAACUCGGUGCUCGCACACUGCACACUGCCCAGCGAAGCUGACCAGGCCAAGAUCAAGCAACAAGGCUGUGGAAUCGCCCAUUGUCCGGCGUCCAACACCACCGUCGGCGGCGGAUUCAUGGCCGCCCCGAUCCGCAAACUCCUGUCCGACGGGGUCAAGAAGAUCGGCCUGGGCACCGACUCGGGAGGUGGCUUCUCAUGCAGCAUCAUGGACGCCAUGCGCCUGGCCGUGAUCGUGGGCAACGCACGCGAGAUGAUCUCGGGAGGGAAAGAAGAGCGAUUGAAGCUGGACGAGAUCUUCUACAUGGCGACGCUGGGCGGAGCUAGAGUGCUGCGGAUGGAUGACCGGGUCGGCUCGUUCGAGGUGGGAAAACAGUUCGACGCGCUUUUGGUGGACAUGAGCGAUCCUCCUCCUCACCAAGGUGAGUCUAUUUACGCGGGAGUGCACACCAUGAUGGACGGCGAAAGCCGAACCGCCCAAGGGAUCAGACAGGUCUGGGAGAAAUGGGUCAUGACGGGGGACGAUAGGAACUUGACGAAAGUGUGGGUGGGUGGGAGAACCAAGAAGGACAUAACGCACGGAAAAUCGUGA